AUGUGCACGCCUCAAAUGAAGGCCGAAGGGGCACCGGCCCACACUCCACCCAACCAUGGUGCGCUUGCGGACAUCCUAGCCUCAGACGUUCGCACCGACAGCGAUUGACACAUCUUUCUUCUUUGCCAUGUCGACACAGGAGGCCCCACUGCGAACACGAGUGUCAAUAGCGAUGAGUGGCAACUCAGCGUGACGGAGGAGACGUCGCUCAUUUUCGAUGAGAACGACUCGAGCCUAUGCGCCGUCGAGGAACAGUCAGCCCGACUCAUCGAGAUCAGCGAAUCUUUGCCGAAACAAUCGCCAACUCCAAUCUGUUUGGCGUCUUCACAACAGAGGAGCACCUCCGGUCCAGGACGCUCUCCAAGACCGCCGCAGGUGCAAUUCUCCCCGCUUUCCCUGGCCCCAUCACCUCUGCUGGGCCUGCCGCCGCCCCCGCUUCCGGCUCUCAUCGAUCCCAUGAGCGCCAACAGUGACGCUACGGAGUCUCCGACUUCGUAUCGGACGCAGCAGACAUCUGCCCCGUCGGUCAGGACGAUUCUGAAGGUGCCUGGAACGCCGGGCACUGGUCGAUCAGUGCGCUUCACAAGUAGUGCGAGGCGCAUUGAAGAUCGCUCUCCUACUGCUCGACCAGAUCGUUCAACUUCGCUCACCAGCGACGGCGGAAGUGGGGAACAAGAAAGGGUUCUGCGCGUUGAAAAGGAAGAGGAUCUGGAGGAAGAAAUUUCUUCUUCCGAAAAGGAAGUUUCCAGUCACUUGGUCGCCAGCUUCCUGUCUCGGCUACAAGCGGUUAUCCCCUCGCCAGAUUCGUCCCUCGCAUCGCCAGUUUCUCGCUUGGCUGGUCCCGGCGAUCAAAGCGUCGUCGAAGCUACUAGUCACCGCCCCGCGGUUGCCGUAACGAGUCCGACCUCAAGCGAUUAUGUCAUCGAUUUGUCCAAGCACCUGCCGGUCGUCGGACUUGGCAUUGCUCGCAGCGUGCGCGAGACACGUGACCUCUUCGAUGAGAGCAACCCUUUCGCUGGAGCAUCAAUAUCCUUGUUGGCCGCAUCCACCAAACAAGAUCUUAGAUUUGCCAGCAGGCCAACAGUUGCUCAGCUUGAAAGCGAGGGUGCUCGAUUUGCGCCCGGGUUGGCCGCCCUCUCCCAAGUCGACGAAGCGGCCGGCGUCAAUCAUCUUUCAAGGCCAUCAGCCAGCGACCCUCCUCGGUUGCCUCCGCGUAUCAAGUCUUUGCAACCAAAUGACCCCGGUGCCUUGCCGUCGAUGCCAGCUGAUAAAGCACCGGACAUGCUGGCAAUGGGUCGAGAUCAGGAAGCCUCGAAACCUCUCAGUUGUGCCGCUGCUCACAUAACCGUCUCGGAUAGCUGCUCCAACGAGGAAGAUGUGACUCCACUCUCGGCAACCUCUCGUGCGAGUUGUAUCGGCUCAUCGCUCUACCGAAUUUUUAUGCAAAAGCGAUCAGAGGGUAGUCGCAUUGCGGCAGACGAAUGGGGUCGUCUCGUCCACGGAGGUCAAGCGGGUGACAAGGAACCUGCUCACCUGAUGGAGGGCGCACAGGCCAACCCUUCUCUCGGUCGCCCUCCAAAUCUCUCGCCAAACCUGCGCCCCCGCGAUCAAUGCGCCUUGGAAGAGCUGAAACACUCCGGAGGGUUUGGUACGCCGAGCUGCACCAGUAUCGAAGGAUGUUCGUCAGACCUCGCAAAUGACGCUGGAGACCACCAGCUGGACGACUCCUACUUCGCUGCUGUGCCACUUACCUACCUCUCACCCAUUCCCGAAUUGGUAAGCUCUGCCGCCCACACCACUGGAAUUCGCCCGAUUGUGGUAUAUAUCUGACCGCAUCUCUUGUUGGUACCCUGCAGUCCGAGCCCAACACCACAGUCGAGUCUGUGCGAUUGCCUUUGUGCGAUGAGGCAGCGUCCCGUAUUGGAAGGGCAACGCCAUUCAGAGGAAAGCCAGGAUCUUUGUAUGUCACAAGUACGACUUCGUCUUUGGCGUCAUUCACUCCCGAAGAGCACCCAUCGUUCGCUCUGUCCCUUCUACCAACAUCGAUGAAUGAUACAUCGUCCAUCGACUUUCAAGAGAGCUUUGAUGCAUUCGCCUCCCUCGUCGCGACCUAUGAUGUGUGGCGAGAACACACGACGGCUCAAAAAUCGGACAUUGCUUCGCUUCUUGCGAUCAUACGCACCGAAUGCCAACGUAAGGACGCGGUACUGGCCAAGCUCGCUGGGCGUAACGAGACGCUAGAGAGGCAGCUGCAACAUAUCACCGCGACCUUGGACGAGACCAACCACACCCUGCUGGACCGUGACGGCGGCCCCGAAGGAGUGCUCAAGAGGUUGCUCAGGAAAAAUGAAGCGCUCGUGAGGCUUGUCUCAAAACUCACCGAAGAGUUGGAAGCUCGGAUCCAGCAACAAUUGAGCAACAAGAACAAACGCGAGAUGGACUUGAGGGACUCGCGAGCCGAGCUCCUCAAGGCGCAAGACGCGGCUCGCGAUCGCGAAAUACGUUUGCGUGUCGCCCAAGCCACCCAAGCUGAUCUGAGCGAGACGCACUCUCGUAUGCAGCAGCAGGUAUUGCAACUGGUCCGCGAGAACGAGGCUUUGCGGCAAGAACGGGAUGAUGCACGCGCCAACUGGAGGCAGGAUGUAAACACGAUCGGCGGUCAAAGCGACGAGACUGUUCCUGGGAACGAAGGACAGCACUCUCGCGCCUCGAACGAACAGGCUCAGAAGACAUCUGCGGCAAACGCGGCCCACUCGGCAAGCACAAAUGUGGGCGCGCACAAGAACGCGGAGGAAAUUGCAAGCGUCCGAUGCUCGCCGCACCCAGGGAUGCGGUCGACCGACGAGUUGUGCACGGCGCCGAACACCGAGCGAGGGAAUAUGGCGAUCACAUACGAGCAUGCGAACGACAGAAUGAAGUGGAUGGAACACGAGCUCAGGAAAGCCGAGAAUACAUGUCAAGAUCUUCAAGCGCGUCUACUCGAGGCCACCGUUCGACUCGAGGAGCAGGACGUUCGGUCCGAACGGUUUGAAGCAGAGCUGAAGGUCAAGGAUGACCAGAUUGCACUUCAUACCAAGGCGUGGAAGGAACAUCAAGCCGAGAUCACCCGCCUCAUGAACUCGAUCUCGUUGAUUGAGCAAGAGGCCGUCAACAAGGUCCAUCUCGCUGAGUCGGAACUGAGUCGGGUCCAAAACGAACUUGGGGCUGUGAUCGAAUCCAAGGAGCAACAAUUGGAGACAGUAAAGAAUGACAUCUCGAGUCACGCUGCCCGUGUUGUGAAGCUUGAUAACGAAUGCAAGACAAACGCGAUCAUGGUUGGAAUGCUGCGCAAUCGACUCGCAGUUCGUGAGGGUGAGUCGAGUUUGCUUCCGCUUCCCGUCCGGUGAUACCCUGCUGAACGAGGAAGGCCUCUGUCUUCAGGCAAAUACACCGCGCUCAAGAACCUGAAGGCUGAGUUGGAGUCCGACAUCCUCGGCCUGAACAUCGCACUCGAGGUGAGCAGUUGAUAAAGACGGCCAACGAUCAGCACACUCUCGGCGAUGCCCUGCUGACCGUGCUUCGAACGACCGCAGGCGAAGCAGCAGGAGGCUUCGGCGUGGAAGCGUCAAGUUCAGUCGUCUCGACUCUCACAGAUGUCUACUACGACCUCGAAGACCACGCAGAAUCAACAUCAGGCUUCCGAUCUUCCUCGAGUUGCGGCGUUUGUGGGGCAAACCCCUUUGGCGCUGACCGACGGCGGGCUCUGCGAAGCUACCCCCUCACAGAAAGGGCGCAUACGUAAGCCUAGUCUUGGCUUUGGUAGCUCGAGUCGGCGCGAUGCCACCUCGUUCCCCACACUUUCAAGCACACCCAAGUCGUCUAUCCAUCUUGCUCGCAAUGCAGGCUCUAAGGAGAAUGUGGCGCCUGCCUUCGUCCGCAAGCGUGCCGCAUCACUCAUCCUGGCUUAG
Molecule: messenger RNA, 3947 nt
Organism: Microbotryum saponariae
Lineage: Eukaryota; Fungi; Basidiomycota; Microbotryomycetes; Microbotryales; Microbotryaceae
Source: the annotation of a GenBank genome assembly